AUGACAAACACAAUUCGGCAACGAAAAGAGAUACCAGCGAGGAGUGGUAAAGGCGGUUCUCAACCAAACGUGGCGAGUAACAAUGAGAGGAUCAAACAAAAUACUGCAACGGAAACAGGAGCUAGGCAGCGGGUAUUGUUCGGGUUUGCCUUCAGUGAACUAACCUCAUGGAAAUCGUUUGUGAGGCUGAUGUGCCGGCCAACAGAUCCGGCAGCUCUCGGAGUUAUGCGAUUUUUGUAUGGUGUGCUGCUUAUGAUCGACACUCUAGAAAAGAAAGGAUUGGGAAAUGCGUCUUUCCGGAGAUGGUCAUCGAAUAGAUGUACUUUUCCAGCAGUAUAUUUUCUGAAACCUCUGCCCCUGGAUUGGAUGUACCUAAUCUAUUUCAUCAUGUUUCUGACUACCAUUGGAAUAGCGUUUGGUUUCAUGUAUCGAUGGUGCCUUGUAGUUUUCAAUGCUAUUUACUGGUAUGUACACUUACUGGACAUGCAAAGAUGGAACAACCAUAGUUACCUAUUCGGACUGCUGUCGUUUCUGCUACUUAUUACGGAUGGUAACAGAUACUUAUCUGUCGACAGUUUAAUUUGGUCAAGACUGCGAAAUCAAGAAGUGCCAUUGUGGAAUUAUACGUUAAUGAGAUAUCAGGUAUUUCUACUGUACUUUUUAGCUGGAAUUAAGAAGUUGGACCCAGAAUGGCUGUAUGGUUACUCCGAAAGAGGACUUUCUGGAAAUUGGGUGUUUGAUAUAUUUAGGCCCUUUCUGAGCAGCGAGAUGAUUGAUCUCUACAUUGUACACCGAUUCGGAUUCUUUCUCGACCUUUCACUGGGUUUUCUACUUUUCUUUGAUAAAACAAGAAAAGUUGGAAUGCUCAUGGCUUUGUCUUUCCAUGCAAUGAAUUCCCAAAUCUUCUCAAUAGGAAUGUUCCCGUACAUUGGAAUUGCUACACUUACAAUAUUCUGCUACCCGGAUUGGCCUCGGAAGAUUGUGAACUGCAUGUUAUUUUGGAAACCCCGGACACCCAUAAUCCUUAAAAGCAAUCCUCACUGUCUCUAUAGUGAAGAUCGCAGAAAUGCGAGCGGGAUAUCACGAUUGGAUGAUGGCGAUAAACUGAAGCAGAUGAAUACACACAGAAACAUUGAUAGCACGCGGUCAAGGUCAUCCCGGCCUAGCACCUUACACACAGUGUGCUCGUUGUUUGUUCUGUUGUAUGCUGCAGAACAGAUGUUCCUUCCGUUUUCAUCUGUUGUUUUUAAGGGACUGAACACUUGGGGAGGAGACCUGUACGGAUAUACGUGGAACAUGAUGAUCCAUAAAUACAAAGUGGACAUAAUCGUCAACGUAAAGGACCUUGAAACAGGCGAGAGAUUUGAUAUAACUGAAUUGUCGUCUCCGCUGACUUUGGGAAGAAGAUAUGCGUACACCCCAGUCAUGCUAGUCCAGUUUUCGAAGUGUGUAGCACGGAAACUGGAGGCUGAAGGACAUAGCAACUUUGCCAUCAACUACGAUGCACAGCUGGCUCUGAACGGAAGAUUUUAUCAAAGGCUUGUUGAUCCUAACAAAGAUAUGCUGACUGCCGAUUGGAACAUAUUUUCAAAAACGGAUUGGUGGAUGCCAGUUACAGAGGAUUUUUGGGAAAUGAGACAGGAGCGAAUUCGUAUUGAUAAAGCUAAAAAUGAUACAACAUCGAAUAUGUACCAUUCUGACUUUCCAGGAUACUACGUGUCUUUCCAUAUCUCUGAUAGGACAGUAAACAACACACUGGAAGUCCUGAAAGGCAGAGUAAUACUGGAGGACCUUACAGAUAAAACAAAUGUCACUGUAAAUGCUGGUGAAAGUGUGAGGUUGUGUCCACGUGACCUGUACCAUUUACACACGGUGUCUAAGAAACCGUCGUAUUUCGUUAUCUCGAAACAAAUUUCGUCGAAUGAUACGAGGUUUCAAAAGUAUAAAGAAGCAGUGGAGGCGAAGGAAGAUGGUGAAGAUCCGGAGGGAAAACUACUGCAGGAAUUCAGCCAAAAAGAAAUACAACGCUUUAAAUUUCUUUUAGAAAGACAAGAUACAAAUGUGAGAAAAAUUGGUUCGAAUUGGAGUGUCCAAGUUUUCAUCACCUUUCUGAAAUCCAAAUAUGCUGUUAUGAAACAUGGACUGAUCAUAUCGAUGGCAGCCAUCCGAAGUAUCGCUGGUGGAGACCCCUUCACUGAAUACAUCACACGUAGACCAUUUUGAGCAUAUACUGUAAUACGUUCAGCGAAACAAUGUAAUUUU
Molecule: messenger RNA, 2262 nt
Organism: Mizuhopecten yessoensis (Yesso scallop)
Lineage: Eukaryota; Metazoa; Mollusca; Bivalvia; Pectinida; Pectinidae
Product: vitamin K-dependent gamma-carboxylase-like
Exons: 15
Coding region: 1-2223 (740 amino acids)
Biological process (GO): peptidyl-glutamic acid carboxylation
Molecular function (GO): vitamin binding; gamma-glutamyl carboxylase activity
Source: RefSeq, a predicted model, not a curated record